AUGCUGUUUGGAAAACAAUCGAUUAAAUCCUGCCUUUCCGUCAUAAACACCUGCAGUGGCGCUCGUGAGGGGCAUUCGAUCUAUGAAAGCGCAUUACAACAGCACCUCGACCGCUGUGGCGUUGUACAUCGUGAGGUACUAAUCCCUAAGUACGAUGUCAACAACGCCCUCCAUGCUUACCUUCAGCAAGCGGACUGUUUGGUGGUUUGUGGUGGUGAUGGAACGGUCUCGAGCGUUGCUAAUGCGCUGGGUGCAACGCAGCAGGAGGAAUUUCUCCGAAAGCCCAUCGCUGUUGUACCUGCAGGUCUGCAGAACAGCAUCGCUCAUUCCUUCGGUAUGAUAUCACCUGAACGCUCGCUAUCAAGCCUGAUCAUGGGUCGGACGGACGCGGUACCACUGUGGGAGGUGCGUGUGAACACGGCGCCGUCGCUGGUACGCUAUGUGUGCUCCUAUGUGGCAGUAGGAGCGUACGCCAGCAUCGUGCAACGCUUUCACCAACUUAGUCAAGUUGGUGAUGAGUAUUUUGCGCUCCCGAUGUUGCGCCACAGGUUUCACGCCGCUGCGUUAUACACAGCUUUCAAGCGCGAUGUGGUGCCCUGCGCAGUGAAUCUGAAAACGCACACAGGCCUGCCCUCUACUCAAAAUGUGACAGCCAUAGAAGGCGCAGGGAUUUGUGUGUUGCGUCACAGAGGACCCUUGUGGUUGCUAAUCGCAGCGCAGAUGCCCCUUCAGCACGGUGGCUACUCGCUGACUCCAUGCGCGACAUACAAGCGGGGGACACUGAGCGCAACAGUCGUCACGCCCGAAGCGACGCGUCUGCGUAUGUGGCACUUGCUGAGUCGUGAAGCCAAGGAAGGACACGUGCUGGAAGAAGAUGGGGUGCACAUUCAUCAAGACCUCACUUACCUUCAAAUUCAUUACGACCCGAUCCUUUACGGUAGUAGCGGGGCGCGUCAGGAGGGCUUAGAUAAAGUUAGCUGCGGUGGCCGUGAAAGUGUCGGUGCGCCCUCAAAAGAGGACUUCGAACACUCCCUGCUUCUAAUGUUAGAUGGUGAAGAGACAUGGGUGUUGCCUGGCGCAACAGUAACAAUUCAGAAAUCUACGCGAUCUCUGAACUUUCUUGUAUGUUAA
Molecule: messenger RNA, 1131 nt
Organism: Phytomonas sp. Hart1
Lineage: Eukaryota; Euglenozoa; Kinetoplastea; Trypanosomatida; Trypanosomatidae
Source: the annotation of a GenBank genome assembly